CGAUAAGUUUUGGAUCUUCAACUCUCCUCUCCGACCGAACCACCACGCGACACAGAACAGCAGAGCACUGCUUACUCGGCGCGCUCGUCACAAUGCCUUCCACAUACAAGAAGGAUAAGCCGUGGGACACGGACGACAUUGACAAAUGGAAGGUCGAGGAAUUUAAACCCGACGACAACAUCGGCGGCAGCUUUGCCGAGGAAUCCUCGUUCGCAACGCUAUUCCCGAAAUACCGCGAGGUGUACCUGAAAGAGGCGUGGCCGGUGGUGACCAAGGCGCUGGAGAAGCAGGGGAUCGCAUGCACGCUGGACUUGGUGGAAGGUAGCAUGACGGUCAAGACGACUCGCAAGACGUUUGAUCCGGCGGCAAUCCUCAAGGCGAGGGACUUGAUCAAGCUGUUGUCACGUAGUGUUCCAGUGCAGCAGGCGUUGAAAAUCCUCGACGAUAACAUGGCAUGCGACAUCAUCAAGAUCCGCAACCAAGUGCGCAACAAGGAACGAUUCGUCAAGCGACGCCAACGCAUCCUCGGCCCGUCGGGGUCGACGCUCAAGGCCCUCGAACUCCUAACAGAAACAUAUAUCCUCGUGCAGGGCAACACGGUAGCGGUGAUGGGCCCCUUCCGUGGCCUGAAGGAGGUCCGCCGCGUGGUGGACGACUGCAUGGCCAACAUCCACCCCAUCUACCACAUCAAGGAGCUGAUGAUCAAACGUGAGCUGGCCAAGGACCCGACCCUCGCCACCGAAUCGUGGGACCGCUUCCUCCCCAACUUCAAAAAGCGUACCCUCUCCAAACGCCGCGUCCCCUUCAAGGUCGCCGACAAGGCCGCAAAACCUUACACGCCCUUCCCGCCUGCCCCGGAGAAGAGCAAGGUCGACCUCCAGAUCGAGUCGGGCGAGUACUUCCUCUCGAAACAGGCCAAGGAGCGCGCCCAGAAGGAGGAGGUAAUGGAGCGCCAGCGCCUCAAGCGCGAGGAGAAGAUGAAGGAGCGGGAGAAGGAUUUUGUCGCCCCCGAAGAAGAUGCCGAGAAGAAGGAAAAGAAGGAGAAGAAGGAAAAGAAAGAAAAGAAGGAGAAGAAGGAGAAGAAGGAAAAGUCGAAGCGGAAACGCGAGGCGGAAGACGAAGGCAGCCAGAAGAAGAGCAAAACGGAUUGAUUCAUG
Penicilliopsis zonata CBS 506.65 is the source of this 1157-nucleotide messenger RNA. RefSeq lists its product as hypothetical. The record is from RefSeq and is a predicted model, not a curated record. Gene Ontology annotation, molecular function: RNA binding. Gene Ontology annotation, cellular component: small-subunit processome; nucleolus. The transcript has 3 exons. NCBI's taxonomy places the organism in Eukaryota, Fungi, Ascomycota, Eurotiomycetes, Eurotiales, Aspergillaceae. Bases 93 to 1151 code for a protein of 352 amino acids.